GGAGGUGAGAGGGACGCGGCGCGCCAGUCUUGUGUCAGUGGUCGUGACGUGGCCGCCAUCACGCAUGCGCAGUCAGUCGGUACGUGGCACUCACACGGCAGCCACGCACCGCACCAUUACUGCCUCCUCCUCUCCCCUUACAAGAUUAUAGAGCGUGGCUUGGUAAGAGAGCCAUGCUUCAUGGACAAGCCCCAACCAUGGUGAAUCAAAGGCUUCCAGGUGGCAUGCUUCCUCAAGGUCCACCAGGACCUCCUGGAGGUGCAUAUAAGCCUCCUGGGAUGCUAGCCCCAAGACCCGGGCCAUACCAGAGUGGUCCGACACAAGUACCAGGAUUGAGUCAGCAGAUGGGUGGGAUGAGUCUUGGUCCACCGGCUGGACCUCCACAGGGAAUGAUGCAUCAAUCUGGGCCACCUGUGAAAUUGGCUCCAGUGUCGGCAGCGGGACCAAACUCGAUGGCAAAUGGUCUUCCUUCCACUGGCUCUGUAACUGGACCUCCACCUGGACCAGCAAUGAGACCUUCAUCUAGACCUCCACUUGGGCACAUGUCUAGUCCUUCUACAGGACACACAUCUGAUCCUCCCACUGGUGGCCAUGCUGGACAGCGACCCACACCAUCAUCCACUCCUGGUCACUCUCCAAAGCCACCACCUGCAACUUCUUCCAUGGGAUUAGGCCCUGGAGAGAAUGUGCAGGCAAAUUCUGCUACAUCUCAAAUGUCAGCAGAUGUCCAUACCUCACAACCAGGAAUGGGGGGACAGUGUUAUUCACCAUCAGUUAUGGUAGGGUCUUCUGGAGGGAAUCAAGCAGGAUUCCAGUCAUCAAUGGCAGGUCAUCCAGGGGCCAGCCAGCCAAGCUUCCCACCCUCAUCAGUGGGAGGACCCACAGCAGAAUAUCAGUCAAAACUUCACCCACCAUCGAUGGCAGGCACCACUGGGGGAGGUCAUUCAGGAUUUCCACCAUUGUCUUCAUCUGGCUUUUCUAGUGGAAAUCAACAGACAUACAGUCAGUCAAUGGCACCAACAGGACAGUCUCAGCCGACUUAUUCUCAAGCUUCAUCAGGAGCAGCAAGGCCUGGCAUGUCACCAGGGUCGACUAUGUCACCCAGACCUGGCAUGCAUCCCGGACCUGGCAUGCAUCCCGGACCUGGCAUGCCCCCAGGACCUGGCGUGCAUCCCGGACCUGGCAUGCCCCCAGGACCAGGUGUGCAUCCCGGACCUGGCAUGCCCCCAGGACCUGGCAUGCCCCCAGGACCUGGCAUGCCCCCUGGACCAGGUGUGCAUCACGGACCUGGCAUGCCCCCAGGACCCGGCAUGUUCCCAGGACCCGGUAUGCCCCCCGGACCCGGUAUGCCCCCCAGACCCGGCAUGCCCCCAGGUCCCGGCAUGCCCCCCAGACCAACAAUGCCCCUUGGACCAGGCAUGCCUCCCGGACCAGGCAUGCCUCCCGGACCAGGCAUGCCUCCCGGACCAGGCAUGCCUCCCGGACCAGGCAUGCCUCCCGGACCAGGCAUGCCUCCCGGACCAGGCAUGCCUCCCGGACCAGGCAUGCCUCCCGGACCAGGCAUGCCUCCCGGACCAGGCAUGCCUCCCGGACCAGGCAUGCCUCCCGGACCAGGCAUGCCUCCCGGACCAGGCAUGCCUCCCGGACCAGGCAUGCCUCCCGGACCAGGCAUGCCUCCCGGACCAGGCAUGCCACCCGGACCUGGCAUGCCACCCGGACCUGGCAUGCGUCAUGGAUCAGGCAUGCCCCCCGGACCAGGCAUGCCCCCCGGACCAGGCAUGCCCCCCGGACCAGGCAUGCCCCCCGGACCAGGCAUGCCCCCCGGACCAGGCAUGCGUCCCGGACCUGGCAUGCCCCCUGGCCCUGGUGCUCCCUCUUCUCAAACAGGUGUGACUCCAGGGCAUAAAUCUGGAAUGGUGCCUCCAUCAAGCCAGAGUGGCCCUCCUGUAAAUGGUAUGCAGGCAAGGUACCCAGGCAGUGCUGGUGGUCCAGCACCAGCAGCAGCAGGUGGUUACCCCGGUAGUGGUCUACAAGGUCAGGGGCGCCGUCUCAAUCCCGACGACAUGCCGAGCCCCUUACAGGUGAUGGAGGAAGAUUCACAGUGCAGAAGCGGAGAAUUUAUUACCAACAUGAAGGGUCAAGUGCCACCGUUGGUUACCACAGAGUUUAGUGUGAGAGAUGGAGGCAAUGCUUCUCCUCACCAUUUGAGGUCAACAAUGUACAGUAUUCCCCACACUCCAGAGUUGAUGAAGCAAACACAUGUUCCUUUUGGUCUUGUAAUUAGUCCGCUCGCAGAGGUCAAGAGUACAGAUAGCCCCCUCUAUAUAGGAACCAGCUUGGAAACUGGACCUGUCAGAUGCAACAGAUGCAAGGCCUACAUGAGUCCACUGAUGCAGUUCAUGGAUGGUGGUCGGAAAUAUCAGUGCAAGCUGUGCCGAGGUGUGGUUGAAGUGCCGAAAGAAUAUUUUUGCCACAUGGAUGGCCAAGGGUCACGUGCAGAUAAAUUUCAGCGACCAGAAUUAUGUUGUGGCACCUAUGAAUUUGUUGCGACUUCAGAGUACUGCCGGGAGAAGACGCUUCCCAAAGAACCAGCAUUUAUAUUCAUAAUAGAAAUUAACCAGCUGAUGAUGCAGCGAGGUAUUGUUCCGCUCUUGUGCCAAAGCAUGAAAGAUAUCUUAAAGCACCUGCCUCGGGAUUGCAUUAAUGGUACUAAAUCCCCCGAGUCGAACAUGAAAGUUGGCUUCAUCACUUACGAAUCUAAUGUCCACUUUUACAAGCUUGAUGGACAGGCUCCAGAAAUGUGUGUGUUGUGUGAUCGUGAUGAUAUGUUUGUCCCUGUUCCUGGAGGUGUUUUGUCUGAUGCAAAGGAUGCUGCUGAUAAUAUUGACAAACUUAUGGAAUGCAUUCCCGAAAAUUUUAAAGCUACGCGAGAAACCUCGGGUGCACUCUCCAGUGCAAUUCGUGCUGGCAUGGAGGCCUUGAGGGCUUGUGGUAGAGUAGGAAAACUAUUUGUGUUUCAUUCAUCUUUACCAGUAGGCAGUGGAGGUGGUAGCCUAAAGAUGCGAGAAGAUAGAAAACUACUUGGAACUGAAAAGGAGAAGACGGUGUUAAAUCCACAAAAUACUUAUUACAACAACCUGGGACAAGAUCUUGUAGCAGCUGGAUGUUCUGUAGAUUUGUAUAUUUUUAAUGAUAGUUAUGUUGAUUUGGCCACAAUUGGACAAGUGGCUAGAUUGACAGGAGGCCAGUGCUAUAAGUAUACUUUCUUUCAGUCUAAUAAAGAUGGUCCUAGGUUUUUAAAUGACCUUAAGCUUAACAUUGGGCGUGAUAUUGCCUUUGAUGCUGUGAUGAGAGUUAGGACCUCGCAAGGAGUCAGGCCAGUGGAGUUCUAUGGUCACUUUUUCAUGUCUAAUACAACUGAUGUAGAGCUAGCAAGUAUAGACUCCAGUAAGGCUAUAGCCAUCGAAGUUAAACAUGAUGACAAGUUGACGGAGGAGGAUGGUGUGUACAUACAAGCUGCUCUACUGUAUACAUCGUGUAGUGGACAAAGACGACUUCGGAUUAUCAAUAUGGCUCUUGGCGUGUGCAUGCAGAUGGCCGAUUUAUUCAAGAAUUGUGACCUUGAUACACUGAUGAAUUUCUAUAGCAAGCAGUCCAUUGUGAGAUUAUUAGAAACAAAUGCCAAGCAGGUUAAAGAUACUUUGAUUGCCAAGACUGCUAAUAUACUGGCCUGCUAUCGCAAGAACUGUGCAUCCCCAUCCUCUGCUGGACAACUCAUUUUGCCAGAGUUGAUGAAGCUCCUACCACUAUAUGUUAAUUGCCUUAGCAAAUCUGAUGCAAUUAGUGGUGGGCAGGACCUACCCUGUGAUGAACGCUCCUGGCAAAUGUAUCUUGUAAAUACUAUGCCUGUGGAUGCUUCUGUUCCUUACUUGUAUCCGAGGCUCAUUCCACUCUCUGAUGAUGAUCCACAGAAUACGGGGAUCCCUUCACCGCUCCGAACAUCGUAUGAUAAACUUCAUCCUGAAGGUGUCUUUCUACUGGAGAAUGGUGUGCAGAUGUUUAUAUGGGUUGGGUCAAAUACCUCUCCAGCUUGGUUGAUGGAUGUCUUUGGGGUAAAUGCUCCCCAUCAGUUGGACCCUGUGAUGGCAGAAUUACCCGAGCUCGACAAUCCUGUGUCGAAACGAGUGUGUGACAUCAUUGCUUCUAUUCGUUCUCAACGGAAUAAACAUGUCAGGUUGUUCGUAGUUCCACAACAGAGCAAACAUGAGGUAGUGAUGCGGAACUACUUGGUGGAGGACAAGAGCUUGUAUGGUGCCCCAAGCUAUGUCGACUUCCUAUGUCAUGUGCAUAAGGAAAUCCGUGCCCUUCUUUCUUGAAAUAGGUGGCAGUACUACCCAUGGCCGUCACAACCAUCAUCAUCAUCACCAUCACAGUUGGUAGGGUCAUCUCCCUCCACCUUUCCAGUCUAUUCUAGUGAAGCCUCUUCUACCCAGCUGACCAACAAUUCCACUACCCUUAUCACCUCUACCAACAUUGUUAGUGAUCAAAUCUCUACCCUUCAACUUUCCUUUCCGUGUAUGGAAGUUCCACAGAGCCAUUCACCUAAUGGUGCCUCUCUUACACUAUUUGCUAGAAAUGCCAGUUGUCAUACCAUGACCACACCUACCUGUGCCAGUAAGGAAUGCAAGGCCAAUGUUAUAUAUCCGAAAGUGGCAUCAACGCUGCAAAACUGGCAUUGAGAUCCUCGUAAUUUUGCUCAUGUGAUUCAGCUAUUAACAUUUUAAUUUUUUUAGUAUUGAUUAUAGGUGUAGAUGUGUGACAUAGUAUUUUUGAAAAAAGAAGCAUUUUUUUAAGUAUCGAAGGCCUAAUAGAACAUUUGGUUACAGGUUAAAAUUCUUGAAAGAAUGUGGAUAUGUAAAGAUAUCUACUGAGGGUUAAGUGUUUGAAUAAGUUGCUUGAUUCUUCAUUUAACUAUAAUACUCGGAUGUGUAUAAAAAAAUAAUUGUAGCCAAGAACAAAAUUGAGUCCUUUGAGAAAGAACCACACAUUUAUAAUGCCUAAUUGUUUGUGUAGAUUACAGCUCAUAAUCUUCAUAUACUUUUAGCUGGAUCAUGUCCAUGGGUAGGGCUGCUUAUGUUAUGGAAAAAUGCUCACCACUUCUUUAAACUUUGUUUAAGUAAGUUUUGAUACUGUGUUGUAGAUUUGUUAGUAGAGGUAAAUGGGAGGAAAUGGGUAGCUGGGUGCCUGUAACAUUUUUGCUAUGUAGGAUUAAGAAUAAAGAUUUAUUUUUAUGUAAACUUGUAUUCAAUAUAGAACUUCCACAUUUUAUGAAUUUUAAUGAACAAUUAUAUGAUGUUUUACAUUAUCAGUGGUUUAAUGAAGUAUUGCAUUUGUAUGGUUUAUUUAAUUCAAAUAUCAGUCAUCUUCAUUUAGAGGAAAUUUUGCUAUUUAGUUUAAUGAAAUCAUUCUUGGGAUUUGGUUAUGAUGGAAUUAGCUCAUUCAUGGGGACCAUAAAUUGGCAGUAGUCCAUUAUAUAGAUCGGGGGCCUGUUAUGGCAAAAUGCAAUAUGUUAUAUUUCAAUGUUAUGUUAAAAAAAUAUUGUUAGCUUAUCUA
Molecule: messenger RNA, 5613 nt
Organism: Procambarus clarkii (red swamp crayfish)
Lineage: Eukaryota; Metazoa; Arthropoda; Malacostraca; Decapoda; Cambaridae
Gene: Sec24CD
Product: Secretory 24CD
Biological process (GO): COPII-coated vesicle cargo loading; intracellular protein transport; endoplasmic reticulum to Golgi vesicle-mediated transport
Cellular component (GO): COPII vesicle coat; endoplasmic reticulum exit site
Molecular function (GO): zinc ion binding; SNARE binding
Source: RefSeq, a predicted model, not a curated record